Cercocebus atys (sooty mangabey) is the source of this 4866-nucleotide messenger RNA. RefSeq names its product tripeptidyl peptidase II (gene TPP2). The transcript is spliced from 31 exons. Gene Ontology annotation, cellular component: cytosol. Gene Ontology annotation, biological process: proteolysis. The record is from RefSeq and is a predicted model, not a curated record. Gene Ontology annotation, molecular function: serine-type endopeptidase activity; tripeptidyl-peptidase activity. Bases 464 to 4036 code for a protein of 1190 amino acids. Lineage: Eukaryota; Metazoa; Chordata; Mammalia; Primates; Cercopithecidae.
CCUCGCCCCCGCCUCCUGCCCGAGGCCGCACGGGUGUCCUCGCGCUGCUAGUCCUCGCGCUGCUAGUCCGCGCGCAGCCUGGCAGUUUGCCGCCUCCUCGUCCUCCAUCCUGCGUCCAUGGCCACUGCUGCGACUGAGGAGCCCUUCCCUUUUCACGGUCUCCUGCCGAAGAAGGAGACCGGAGCCGCCUCCUUCCUCUGCCGCUACCCGGAGUAUGACGGGCGGGGGGUACUCAUCGCCGUCCUGGACACGGGGGUGGACCCGGGGGCUCCGGGCAUGCAGGUUACAACUGAUGGAAAACCAAAAAUUGUCGAUAUCAUUGAUACAACAGGAAGUGGCGAUGUGAAUACUGCUACGGAAGUAGAGCCGAAGGAUGGUGAAAUUGUUGGCCUUUCAGGAAGAGUGCUUAAGAUUCCUGCAAGCUGGACAAAUCCCUCAGGCAAAUAUCAUAUUGGCAUAAAAAAUGGCUAUGACUUCUAUCCUAAGGCUCUCAAGGAAAGGAUACAGAAAGAACGGAAGGAAAAGAUCUGGGACCCUGUUCACAGAGUGGCCCUUGCAGAAGCCUGUAGAAAACAGGAAGAAUUUGAUGUUGCCAACAACGGGUCUUCUCAAGUUGGCAAAUAAACUCAUCAAGGAGGAGCUUCAAAGUCAAGUGGAAUUGCUGAAUUCUUUCGAGAAGAAAUACAGCGAUCCUGGCCCUGUAUAUGACUGCUUGGUAUGGCAUGAUGGUGAAGUCUGGAGAGCCUGCAUUGAUUCUAAUGAAGAUGGGGACCUGAGUAAAUCCACCGUAUUGAGAAACUACAAAGAAGCCCAAGAAUAUGGCUCUUUUGGCACAGCUGAGAUGUUGAAUUACUCCGUUAAUAUAUACGAUGAUGGAAACCUGCUCUCCAUUGUGACCAGCGGAGGAGCUCAUGGGACACAUGUAGCUAGUAUAGCUGCUGGACACUUUCCAGAAGAACCUGAACGGAAUGGGGUAGCUCCUGGUGCUCAAAUUCUUUCCAUCAAGAUUGGUGAUACAAGACUAAGCACAAUGGAAACAGGCACAGGCCUCAUAAGAGCUAUGAUAGAAGUUAUAAAUCAUAAGUGUGAUCUUGUCAACUACAGUUACGGAGAAGCAACUCACUGGCCAAAUUCUGGGAGAAUUUGUGAAGUAAUUAAUGAAGCAGUAUGGAAGCAUAAUAUAAUUUAUGUUUCAAGUGCUGGAAAUAAUGGUCCAUGCCUGUCUACAGUUGGUUGUCCAGGUGGAACUACAUCAAGUGUGAUAGGUGUUGGUGCUUAUGUUUCUCCUGAUAUGAUGGUUGCUGAGUAUUCACUGAGAGAGAAAUUACCUGCAAAUCAAUACACUUGGUCUUCUAGAGGACCUAGUGCUGACGGGGCCCUUGGUGUGAGUAUCAGUGCACCAGGAGGAGCCAUUGCUUCUGUUCCUAACUGGACAUUGAGAGGGACGCAGCUAAUGAAUGGAACAUCUAUGUCUUCCCCCAAUGCAUGUGGAGGCAUUGCCCUGAUCCUUUCAGGUCUGAAAGCUAAUAACAUUGACUACACAGUUCAUUCAGUCAGAAGAGCUCUAGAAAACACUGCAGUGAAGGCUGACAAUAUAGAAGUAUUUGCUCAAGGACAUGGUAUUAUUCAGGUUGAUAAAGCCUAUGACUACCUCGUUCAGAAUACAUCAUUUGCUAAUAAAUUAGGUUUUACUGUUACUGUUGGAAAUAACCGUGGCAUCUACCUCCGAGAUCCUGUUCAGGUGGCUGCACCUUCAGAUCAUGGCGUUGGCAUUGAACCUGUAUUUCCAGAGAACACAGAAAACUCUGAAAAAAUAUCCCUUCAGCUUCAUUUAGCUCUGACUUCAAAUUCAUCUUGGGUUCAGUGUCCUAGCCAUUUGGAACUCAUGAAUCAAUGUAGACACAUAAACAUACGUGUGGAUCCCAGGGGCUUAAGAGAAGGAUUGCAUUAUACAGAGGUAUGUGGCUAUGAUAUAGCAUCCCCUAACGCAGGUCCGCUCUUCCGAGUUCCCAUCACUGCAGUUAUAGCAGCCAAAGUAAAUGAAUCAUCACAUUACGAUCUAGCCUUUACAGAUGUACACUUUAAACCUGGCCAAAUUCGAAGGCAUUUUAUUGAGGUUCCUGAGGGUGCAACAUGGGCUGAAGUGACAGUGUGUUCAUGUUCUUCUGAGGUGUCAGCAAAGUUUGUUCUUCAUGCAGUCCAGCUUGUGAAGCAAAGAGCAUAUCGAAGCCAUGAAUUCUAUAAGUUUUGUUCUCUUCCAGAGAAAGGAACACUGACUGAAGCUUUUCCUGUCCUAGGUGGAAAAGCAAUUGAAUUUUGCAUUGCUCGUUGGUGGGCAAGUCUCAGUGAUGUCAACAUUGAUUAUACCAUUUCUUUCCAUGGGAUAGUGUGUACUGCUCCUCAGUUAAACAUUCAUGCGUCGGAAGGAAUCAACCGUUUUGAUGUUCAGUCCUCCUUGAAAUAUGAAGAUCUGGCUCCCUGCAUAACUUUGAAGAACUGGGUCCAAACACUACGCCCAGUGAGUGCAAAAACAAAACCUUUAGGAUCAAGAGAUGUUUUGCCAAAUAACCGUCAACUUUAUGAGAUGGUCCUGACAUAUAACUUUCAUCAACCCAAGAGUGGGGAAGUAACUCCAAGCUGCCCACUACUUUGCGAACUAUUAUAUGAAUCUGAAUUUGACAGCCAACUGUGGAUUAUUUUUGACCAGAACAAAAGACAGAUGGGUUCAGGUGAUGCCUAUCCACAUCAGUAUUCUUUGAAACUGGAGAAAGGAGAUUAUACAAUUCGACUGCAAAUUCGCCAUGAGCAAAUCAGUGAUUUGGAACGCCUUAAAGACCUUCCAUUUAUUGUUUCUCAUAGAUUGUCUAAUACCUUGAGCUUAGAUAUUCAUGAAAAUCAUAGUUUUGCACUUCUAGGGAAGAAGAAAUCGAGCAACUUGACAUUACCACCCAAAUAUAACCAGCCAUUCUUUGUUACUUCUUUACCUGACGAUAAAAUACCUAAAGGGGCAGGACCUGGAUGCUAUCUUGCAGGAUCCUUAACAUUGUCAAAGACUGAACUAGGAAAGAAAGCUGGGCAGUCUGCAGCAAAACGACAAGGAAAAUUUAAAAAGGAUGUAAUCCCUGUUCAUUACUACUUAAUACCUCCACCAACAAAGACUAAGAACGGCAGCAAAGAUAAGGAAAAAGAUUCAGAAAAAGAGAAAGAUUUGAAAGAAGAGUUUACUGAAGCAUUACGAGAUCUUAAAAUUCAGUGGAUGACAAAGCUGGAUUCUAGUGACAUUUAUAACGAAUUGAAAGAAACAUAUCCUAAUUAUCUUCCUCUGUACGUUGCUCGACUUCAUCAAUUGGAUGCUGAAAAGGAACGAAUGAAAAGACUUAAUGAAAUUGUUGACGCGGCAAAUGCUGUUAUUUCUCAUAUAGAUCAAACAGCCCUAGCAGUUUAUAUUGCGAUGAAGACUGAUCCCAGGCCUGAUGCAGCUACUAUAAAAAAGUUGCCUUCUGAUUUCUGCAUCAUUCCAGCCCUUCUCUGGGCAGCCAGGAUCCAUCAGGCAGCAUUUGCCGAGUCUGCCCUGCAGACUCUGGCCGAGCGACGGAUGAAAGGAGUACUCAGACACAGUGACAUGGACAAACAAAAAUCCACCCUCGUAGAUGCCCUUUGUAGGAAAGGUUGUGCCCUGGCAGACCAUCUUCUUCACACCCAGGCUCAAGAUGGAGCCAUUUCCACUGAUGCAGAAGGAAAGGAGGAAGAAGGAGAAAGUCCUUUGGAUUCUCUGGCAGAAACAUUUUGGGAAACUACUAAAUGGACUGAUCUUUUUGACAAUAAGGUUUUGACAUUUGCAUAUAAACAUGCAUUAGUAAAUAAAAUGUAUGGGAGAGGCCUUAAAUUUGCAACUAAACUUGUGGAAGAAAAACCAACAAAAGAAAACUGGAAAAAUUGUAUUCAACUGAUGAAGUUACUUGGAUGGACCCAUUGUGCAUCUUUUACUGAAAACUGGCUCCCCAUCAUGUAUCCUCCCGAUUAUUGCGUAUUCUAAAAUAGGAAACAAGACUUUAAAUUUUAAAAAAGGAAGUUUUAUAGUGAAUGGAUAUAAAAACAAAUUUGUGGCAUUUUUAGUCUAAUGCAUGUUUUCAUCCACUAUCCAAUACUGAUUAUUAAAAUGACGUGUAUUUAUCAGAGAAUUCACUGACGUGUGGCUUAAUACAUGUAAAUCUAGACCUCUGACAUCAUGAUGUUUUCUUAAUGCCUCACAUUGCUGGCACAGGGAUGUGCCCUGCCUGCCAGCACAGAGGACUUCGAGUUGGGUUGCAGCUUAUGACAUGCAUGAUAGGUUUUGGAGGGUAACUUUUAACUGCAAACCUGUAAAGUUCUAUUUUUUAUUUUAUAAAUGAACAGGGUUUUAACAUGCUCAACUUUAAUUUUUUUCAAUUGUAUGAAGGCCUUAAAAAAGCUACAUUAAGCGUAGCUAAAAUUAUUUAUUGGACUAAAAAUUAACAGAACUUCAUUUCCAGAUUUUUUUUUUUUUUCUUUUUGGCAAAUGUUUACAUUCAGUUAAGGGGAAAAAAUAGAACCAGCACAAAUGAGUGGCAAUUGCUUCAUCUUGGGGUAAUUAUAGGCAAGUCAUUUUCACAUCCUCUAGAAGUUCAGAGCAUCAGAAUGAACUCUAUGAAUACAUGUGUAAGUGCCAGACAGCUGAAUCUUUAUCAGGUAUUGUAAAGAUACACAUAUGAUAUGUUUAUUAAAAUUGAAAUAAUGUAAAACACUUGAAUAAAUUUGCAAAACCAAGAUCACAGUACACCAUAUGCACUCUGGUACCUUAAUUUUUUUUUUUAUAAAUAAUAAAAGUGAAUAUUGAAGCUUCUUAAA